AUGUUCGCCACUCACACGCUCACCUGUUUCCUUGACGACUUGGACAAUGGAACUCCGACAUCUGGCAUGUUGACAUCCGUCUCAACUCAAGAGAAUCUCCCAGAUACCAUGUCUGACCCGUCAUCUGCAGGACUCGCAGCAUCAAGCGACAGCGCGGCAACCGCCAACGUCGACCCGACCGCCACCACUGUGUUCGACGUCGAUGGCGACCCUAGCACCUUCCCUCGCGUCAUCAAAGUGUACCUUGCACUGCUGGCUACUCCGCCACCCGAAUCGGACGAUCCCACCUCCCGUUAUCGACUUCCCCCACCAUUGAAAGAAGACAGCGCCUCUUUCAGCGCCCUCGUAAACAAGGGUCUGGCGCACAUGAAGGAGAAGCGUUCCCGUGGAGAAGGUCUAAACAAGCGUCUGAGUUGCCGCCCGUUGAUGCCGUUCCUUCCGAACGACCUGCCUCAGGACGAUCUGGAGGCAAUGUCCGAUGAACGGCACCUGAUGGGUGGACCGGCGCAUGCCAUCUACACUCCGUUCGUGCAUGCGCCCGAGUCUGUCUUUCACUCUGUGGUCGAAUGGCUAUACGGCUCAAUGUGGCCGCCCCGCAUCGCGUUUGGACUGCCCCCCGACGAUAUCGACGAGGACGGCGCCAUCGUGCAGCUCGACAUGGAUGCCGAUUAUACCGAUGAGGAUAUCUUAGCUUCCAUCGGGAACAUGAUGCUGAGGAAUAUCAACUUCUGCCGCACCAUGAGCGCGAGCUCGAGGGAGAAGCACCGCGAAUACUUGCCGGAGUGGGUGCAGGACAACGAGCUCUUUGCAAACUACCAGAGGAGGACUGGAUUCUCACCUCCUAAGUAA
Molecule: messenger RNA, 849 nt
Organism: Trichosporon asahii var. asahii CBS 2479
Lineage: Eukaryota; Fungi; Basidiomycota; Tremellomycetes; Trichosporonales; Trichosporonaceae
Exons: 3
Coding region: 1-849 (282 amino acids)
Source: RefSeq, a predicted model, not a curated record